Messenger RNA from Microdochium trichocladiopsis, 879 nucleotides. RefSeq names its product 3' exoribonuclease family, domain 1-domain-containing protein. Gene Ontology annotation, biological process: poly(A)-dependent snoRNA 3'-end processing; rRNA catabolic process; nuclear mRNA surveillance. Lineage: Eukaryota; Fungi; Ascomycota; Sordariomycetes; Xylariales; Microdochiaceae. The record is from RefSeq and is a predicted model, not a curated record. Gene Ontology annotation, cellular component: cytoplasmic exosome (RNase complex); nuclear exosome (RNase complex); nucleolus. The transcript is spliced from 2 exons. The coding region runs from base 1 to 879 and encodes 292 amino acids.
AUGGCGGACAGACGAAGGAUCAAUGGCCCGACGGGCACCACUCUGCCACCUGUUUUCGCGGAGCCUCCAUCUCAGCUUCCACGCAAAGCGACCGAGGAUGGCUCCCGCAAGAUCUUCCUUAGAACCGGUGUCACCCCUUCAGCCUCUGGCUCGGCGUAUAUGGAGCUCGAAAACCCCAACGCCAGUCCUGGUGGUCUUGGCGGCAGCACACGAAUGAAGCUCACUUGCACUGUCCACGGCCCGCGAGCGUUGCCACGAUCUGCCCCAUUCUCUCCGCAUAUGAUUCUCACAACACACGUCAAGUACGCCCCGUUCGCCACAAGACAACGCCGCGGAUACCUUCGAGACUCGAGCGAGCGAGACUUGGGUGUUCACCUGGAGACGGCGCUCAGAGGAGCCAUAAUCGCGGACCGGUGGCCCAAGAGUGGUGUCGACAUCAUCGUCACAAUCAUCGAGGGCGACCAGGACCGCGACGCGAGCGACUACCAAAAGGAAGCGGACUGGGACAUGAUGAACGUGCUGGCUGGCUGCAUAACGGUAGCGUCCGCUGCCAUUGCCGAUGCGGGCAUUGACUGCGUCGACACGGUGGCUGGCGGCGUAGCGGCUGUCGUCGCAAAAGCCGGCGCGGACAAGCCUUUGAUCGUUCUGGACCCGACUUCGUCAGACCUCGACAGGGUACAUGCAGCCUGUUGCACAGCGUAUCUGCCCUCGAGAGGCGAGGUAACAAAUAUAUGGUUCAAGGGCACGCUACCUGGUAAUGGUCUCUCGCUGUAUAACGAGCUGCUCGAGAAGAGUCUGGUCGCAUGCCAGAACGCCCACCACGUAGUUGUCAAGACUCUGCAAGACACUGUCAAGCAGCAGCAGUCAGACGCGACGUGA